This is a messenger RNA of Cydia amplana, 798 nucleotides long. RefSeq lists its product as uncharacterized. Lineage: Eukaryota; Metazoa; Arthropoda; Insecta; Lepidoptera; Tortricidae. The transcript has 3 exons. The record is from RefSeq and is a predicted model, not a curated record. The coding region runs from base 135 to 782 and encodes 215 amino acids.
UAUUUUAAGGCGUCAAGCGUCCCAAUCCCAAUCUGUGACUUUUCCGCAUACACAUCAGACGGAAAUUUAGGUCAAGGACUGGAAAAGCCGUCCCAACCUAAAUAAAAGAUUAGUUUUCACCACCACUUGUGAAAAUGUCGUUAAAGGCAUAUGAAGAUGCGUGUAUUCGGGCGGAACUGUUUGGGCAGCCCAAGCCUGACAAAGAUGAGUUUUUAGAAAAACAUAAACACUUGGAUAUAGUGGAAUUUGAAGAAGUGGAUAUCAAGACCACCAUCACGGAGAAUACGGCUAUGCUAGAUGAAAAUAUCCAGCAAACUGGUGGUGGUCUCAACGAGUUAAAUUCUAUUUUAAAUUCUACGCAAACGAAAAUUAAUCGACUGAAGGGCGUCUGCGGCAGCUUAACAAACUUCUUCCGCGUUAAACUAUCAGCGAAAGACAACUUAUCUUACUCCAGCGAACAGAGUUACGUCGGCCAAACAAACUACGACAAAGAUUCUGUCCCAGCCAGGACUGAGCUUGGCUCUAUAAACCAAGACCUUGGUCCCGGUGACAACGAGAUGACGGCGCGCGCGGGAAAUUCCCAAGAUGGCGGCAAUUUAAACAAUGCGUUAGACGAUUUGAAAACGAUGCAGAAAAACGACACUACGGCCGCGGCUUUCAAGGAAGCGGGUGAGAAAAUGACGGGUCAAACUAACAAACUUGAGAGUUUACUUGAAAAAGCUGAAAGAGCGCAGAGCUCUAUGUCCCAUCAGAAUAAGCAAAUGAGGUCGUUUCUACGAUAGUCUGCCGCGGAAAAUU